UCGAAUGCAUUUUUGUGGAUUGUAUUGACCUUUGGUUUUGGUGUCCUGGGCUAUAGAAAUGUCUGAUCCCGCAGCUUAUGGCAGCGGUGAUUGGAAGAUUCCGUCGGUUUUUUGUAGGGGAUUUCUCCGAUGCCUAAAAUUUGUGUGAUUAGCGUUUAAAUUUUGUUUUUUGGAGUUUAGGUUAGGGAAAUUAGAGGCGCUUGCACCAUUCUUUAUCUGGGCUAUAUUGUUUUAGAUUUUGCACUAAAGUGGCUUUUAGGUUAAUUUGCAAGUUCGAUGAUCAUAACUUUGAAUUCUUGUGGCUGUAAAAUUUGUUCGAUUUGGUGGUGGUAUUCAGAAGGUGUAAAUGGGUGAGCAUUUGGCUGUGGAUGUGAAUGAGCUGGAGAAGUCUGAAGUAGUUGAGUCUAGUUCUCCGGAUCCUCAGGCAGUUGGAUGUCUUCGAACAGAAAAGAAUCCUCAAACAGAGGGGUCCUCAUCAUCUAUGGAGGCUAAAGACGGUAAGUCGGUGGUGUUAGUGGUGGACAGUGAGGAAGCAGAUGAGGAGGCACCGUUGAUAGGUACAGGUGAGUGCCGCAUUUGCCAGGACGAGGAUUCUAUCACUAAUUUGGAGAGUCCUUGUGCUUGCAGUGGGAGUCUUAAGUAUGCCCACAGAAAAUGCGUUCAGCACUGGUGCGACGAGAAGGGAGACAUUACUUGUGAGAUAUGCCACCAGUCGUAUCAGCCUGGCUAUACCGCUGUUCCACGUCCGCCAUCCAAUGAUACUGCCAUUGAUAUUGGUGGAGUAUGGCAAAUCUCUGGUUCACCAUUAGAUGUGCACAAUCCUCGAUUUCUUGCGAUCGCCGAUGCCGAGCGUCAGCUGUUUGAAGCCGACUACGACGAUUACAAUGGAACUAACAGCAGCGGCGCAGCCCUUUUCCGCUCCACUGCACUGAUCUUAAUGGCUCUUCUACUUCUGAGGCAUGCGAUGACGAUCACCGACGGGGGAGACGGAACCGGAAACGGAGAUGCAGAUGGAGAGGAGGAUGCAUCGACUUUCUUCUCUCUUUUCUUGCUCCGAGCUGUCGGUUUUCUCUUACCCUGCUACAUUAUGAUUUGGGCCAUCGGUAUAAUGCAACGUCGCAGGCAGAGACAGGAGGCUGCGGCACUAGCAGCGACGCAGUUUGCAUUUGUUGUUCAGUCAGCACAAAGCAGAGGCCUUCUUGUUGCGUCGACUCCGGCAACGGCGACGGCAACGCCUCCACAAGCGACGCCGCCGGAGACUGCUGCGACGCGAUCGGAAGAUAGUUGAUCAAGCUGUAUGCCUGCCAUUAAUCAAGUUCUUGUAAUGUGCAGAUGAGAAAUUAAAGAUCAAAUGUCUUGAAAGAUUGUUGCUUUCUUGUUUUAAGCCUGAUUAUUACAUGUUUGAUGUUUGUAUACGGUAUAAGGUUGUACUAUGAGUUCUACAUUUGAUGCGCAGGUUGUGUGCGCUUUAUCAACAUCCCUUAUAAGUUGGAAAUAAUUGUUCUGUUCUUUUUUCUGUUGUAAAA
This is a messenger RNA of Andrographis paniculata, 1526 nucleotides long. RefSeq lists its product as uncharacterized. Bases 347 to 1288 code for a protein of 313 amino acids. The transcript has 8 exons. Gene Ontology annotation, cellular component: membrane. The record is from RefSeq and is a predicted model, not a curated record. Gene Ontology annotation, biological process: protein ubiquitination. NCBI's taxonomy places the organism in Eukaryota, Viridiplantae, Streptophyta, Magnoliopsida, Lamiales, Acanthaceae. Gene Ontology annotation, molecular function: zinc ion binding; ubiquitin-protein transferase activity.